Molecule: messenger RNA, 4089 nt
Organism: Cherax quadricarinatus
Lineage: Eukaryota; Metazoa; Arthropoda; Malacostraca; Decapoda; Parastacidae
Source: RefSeq, a predicted model, not a curated record
UCUAAUACUGUAUAUUAGUUUUUGAUGUUUAUUGUUAUUUGGUUUAACUUUAUUACUUACUUAUAAUAGGUUUACUUUACAACUUUAUAUACUAAGACAAAGUUAACAAUAAUCCUCAUACCGGGUACCGCAUUGUUUUCUUGAUUUUCAGAAUUCAUAACUUUUUUUCUGUCACCCCUCCAUUACCCCCCAAAAAUGGUUAAAUUACCCCCAGGGGGUAAUUUACCCCCAGUUUGGGAACCACUGGUCUAAAUGAAGAUGGUUUGGUUAGAGGAGAAAUGUUUUCUGUGGGUUGACAGCAUCAGUAUGGGUGAGUACUUAGGGCAGGUCAGUAGAGGGGUGCCACAGGGAUCAUCUAUCGGAUCAGUGGCAUCAGUGCCAGAGAGUACGACAAGGAUCAUCUCUUGGAUCAGUGGCAUCAUUUCCACAUGGAUCAUCUCUCGGAUCAGUGACAUCAGUGCCAGAAGAAUGCCACAUGGAUCAUUUCUUGGAUCAGUGGCAUCAAUGCCAGAGAGUGUCACAAGGAUCAUUUCCUGGAUCAGUGGAGAGACAAAAAGACCUCUACAUCUGACGACAGUAGAGAACAGAAGGAUCAGCAAAGACAUGAUUACGACAUGCAAAAUACUCAGAGGCAAAAAACAGGUACAAGAGAGAACAACUUGAAGCUAAAAGAUAGACACGAGCUACAGGAAUGUCAGGAAGCGCUUGUUUAGCUUAGGAUGGUUAGAAAGUGGGAAGACCCUGAAUGGUGAAUUAGACUCUUUACACAGCUUUAAGAAGAGGUAUGACAGGACCCCACGAUGUUGAUAGAAAGCGACCCUUAUAAUGGUCAGUUAUGAGGCAGAGUAAGGUGCGGAGACUCGACCCUAGUAACCCAAAGAAAAGGAAGUACAGAAUUGACAGAACAACCUUAGACUCUUUCUUGAUUACCUUUGUUAUAAUUCCCUGAUUACCUUUGCAUUACCUCUCCUAUUACCUUAUUUCUUAGUAUUACCUCGAUUACCUUACAUUCUACGCAUCUCCUCACAAACUAAUUCCUUGUUCGUUACGCAAAGUAAUCAGCGUUAUGACAUUCCUUGGUAACUGCUCGCUGUUGCUUUGAGCAGUGAGGGAGACUGUGAUCAUUCUCGUGGUUCAUGGAUGAUGAAGUUUAAGUGAAUUUAUUCUUGUAUUAAGUGAAUUUAUUCUGUCAGUAAAUACGGUAAGGCACAAAUAUGGAUGUAAUAAGAAUGUUAGAGAAAUGUGUUUCAGUUGCUGGUAAUUUAGUUGCAAUGGGUUACAGGAAGUGUUUUUUGACUCUUGUUUUUAUUUCAGACGUUUUUAUGAGAGGACCAAGUGUACGAAAUCCAAGAUGAUGGCUUUCUCGGUGAAUGCUAUUAGCUUCAUCUUCUUCCUCCUGAUGGCGAAGCCAGCCUUCGUCAAGAAUGUCGUCCAUGCUACUGGUGAAGGAAAUUCUGCAAGCAGCACUAGCAGCAGCAUUAGGAUUCUUCUUGAGAACAAACUCUUGUCGCAGCUGCUGGAGGCUGCUGGAACAAGGAAUCUCAAAGCGACACUGCUCGGCACUUCACUCUUAGGGAAGCUCGUUGUUGGGGAUGACAGAGAGGUCGCUCUUGAUGAGAUCAAGUCCUUCCUGCUGAAAGAACUGCCAGACUUCGAGGUGGUGAGCAACAUGGUGACAGAUGGAUUCGGGGUUAACAACGACGUCCUGAAACCUUUCAUGAAAAUUGUAAACAAGAUGAGUAAGCUGAGCAAGAGGAAGCCAUCGAAGGCCAAGAAUGUAGUCGAAUCCGUCCUGGAAUUUGUCGAUCAUUAUGUGAACCCAAAUGAAGCAGAGACGAGCGAGGAAUCCGUCGAUGAUGUUACCAGCGAAGGGCCUCAUGACAACACCUUCGACUACGCUAGUGACAUCAAGAUGCACUUCGUCAAUGCUGCCAAGGAGCUGUUAGAGAGCAAGUUUGGUAGUAACUUGACCUCCGCCAUCGCUUCCUCGGAAGGUGAGAUCCCAACAGAUAUGUCAAGACUCAACAUGACCAGAUCCAGUACAUGGAUGAUCAUCAAGUCGACCUGGCAGCGCCUCUUGGCCUAUGUCAGGGAAGAAAACUCGAUGGAGAGCUUCAUGCAGCUGACACCAGUCAAGGCCAUAGACCGCAUUUUAAGUCUUGGAGACGAUGUCAGUCUCGCUAACUUCUUGACCAAGAAACUGGACCCGGACUUCGCUGAGUUUCUUGCAGAAGAGAUCAACCCGUACUUCGGUCCCCUCCGAGACUUCAACAGCUUUUACAACUUCACCAGAGACAAUGGAUUCAGCGGGAUCAUUGACUACUUCAAAUCCGAGAAAUUCAGCUACACUAUAAAUGUCAUAUCACGGUUCAUCUCCGCCUACCUCGAAGACGCGGUGUCGGACGAGGUAGUAAAUCAAUACAUAGAGUUUAUCUCCUUCAACAACACCGAGCUUCACAACUUUUACAAGUCCGUUUUAAGGAGCCAAGACAGGAUCGCAAACACUGACGUAUUCGACCGAACUGUCACAAAUGACUCCGCUUCAUCUGUUACGAACGUAACUCUGCGUUACAAAAGAAACGUGUUACAGGACAUCGUCACUAGCCACAAGCUGGACGAAAUUUCCGGUCAAUUCAGCUCUGAAGUGACUACUGAAGACUUCGGAAGACAGAUUCAGCGGUAUGGCGCGAUGAGAACAUCUAACACUGCCCUGUAUGACCCUGCCAGGGAUGGUAUGUAUGGUGGUGGUGGUGGAGGAUACGGCGGUGGGGGAGGAUACGGUACCAUGAACAUGAACUCCCUAGACCCGUACGUCACCCUGGGCUCCCUAGCACUGGGUACCAUCCUGGGGUUCUUGCUGUACCGAGCUCUGAGAGGGACGCGCAGGAGGGGCAGGCGAGACAUCGGCGAUGGUUCUCUGUCGUUAUGGUUGUCAGAUAUCCCAGAUAGAGUACUCUCGUGGGGCGCCAGCGUCGAUCUGGUGAAGGAAGAUGCUCAUAACUUCAACAAGACUGGACAGGAAGAGUUCAACUUACCGGAUUCCCUGAGGGGCGACUUGUGGUCCACUGACCCCUUAGUAGGAGACAACCUACUGGACAACCAGCUGGAGGAGGACGAUAUGGCUGACCACCUGAACCAGCUGUGGAGGGUAUACAAACACAGUAAUGAGACCACUUGCGUCCACUCCCACCUGUGUGGAAUGAUGACAAACAGCACAACAGAGCACCUCACUGGCAGAGACUCCAGCGUUGCUCUUCUUAUGGCCUCGAUAAGUAAUCUGAUGGGCGUGGUAGGGUCAGGUCAGCUGCUGGAUGACGUGGCUAACAGCCUGGUAGUAGGUGACCUCUUCACCUGCCCCACCUUCACCACCACCUGCCAUCACCACCUCCUCUAGGUACCUGAUGGGCCGACAACCUGACGAUCUGGCUAUCUUAUGACCUGGAAGCUUCAGACCUGGCAACUUGACGAUCAGUUGGCUGCCUGCCAGACCUGGCAACCUUGACGAACUAUUGACAGCGGCAAAUACUGAUCUGCCUACCUGACCUGGUAACAUGACUUGACUGUCUACUGAACCUGGCACUGUGACGACCUGACAAACUACUGACCUGGAAACCUGAAGAAGUAAUGACCGGGUGACUCUAAAGAACUAGAAAACGCGACAGACUUUAGAGAACGAAGAACUUAAAAACAGGAAAGAAUAACAAGAAAACAGAAAAAAUAUACACUCACAAACACACACACACACAUACGUCCCUCUAAUGGAAAGUAAACACCAACGGUUCAGGAUGAUGUAGAAUGUAUAGAAGCGUCGUAGUCUCUACAAUAGAGAGGAAAACAACAUGGAUGCAGGAUAGGGUCUCCCUGGGACAACGUCUCGCUCUGUGUGUUAGCUUCCUACACAGGGCGAAAGAUGCGUCUUAUCUUCGCAAGUAUAAAGGAACGUGACGAGCGAUGUGUAGUCAGGAAACCGUUCUGGAACAUUUCCCCAAUCAAUCAGUGACUUUUAAAAGAAGGAGAACUUGAACAAGAGAUAGUAGACGAAAACUGAACAAGGGAACGUAGACGAAAACUGAACAAGGGAACGUAGAC